Neltuma alba is the source of this 1135-nucleotide messenger RNA. RefSeq names its product exosome complex exonuclease RRP46 homolog. The transcript has 8 exons. Bases 175 to 909 code for a protein of 244 amino acids. Lineage: Eukaryota; Viridiplantae; Streptophyta; Magnoliopsida; Fabales; Fabaceae. Gene Ontology annotation, biological process: rRNA catabolic process; nuclear mRNA surveillance; U4 snRNA 3'-end processing. Gene Ontology annotation, molecular function: RNA binding. Gene Ontology annotation, cellular component: cytoplasmic exosome (RNase complex); nucleolus; nuclear exosome (RNase complex). The record is from RefSeq and is a predicted model, not a curated record.
GAUUGCCGCCGCGCCAGUGCUGUUCGUGGAGGACUCCGUUGCGACGCUUUCCGGCAUCUCCGUCUCAGGCGGCUCUCUCAAGUCUUAAGGUUCUCCUUUAUUUUUCCCCUCCUUAUCUCACACCUGAAAUUUCGGUGCCACGCGCCGUGUGACUUUGAGGCAUCUUCGUCUUCCAUGGAAGUUGAUAGACCUGAUGGCCGUUCGCCUAGUCAAUUGAGGCCCCUUGCUUGCUCUCGGGGCAUCCUUAAUCGUGCCCAUGGCUCUGCAAGCUGGACUCAAGGGGAGACCAAGAUUCUUGCUGCAGUUUAUGGACCCAAAGCUGGGACUAGGAAGACUGAAAAUCCCGAAAAGGCUUGCAUUGAAGUUAUAUGGAAGCCUAAGACAGGACAGAUUGGAAAAUUGGAGAGGGAGUCUGAGAUGAUAUUAAAGAAAUCUCUUGAAAGCAUUUGCAUUCGAAGCAUGUAUCCAAAUACCACAACUUCAGUUAUAAUUCAGGUCGUCCAUGAUGAUGGUGCUCUUCUUCCGUGUGCAAUAAAUGCUGCAUGUGCUGCCCUUGUAGAUGCUGGAAUCCCACUGAAGCAUCUUGCUGUUGCUAUAUGUUGUUCUGUGGCUGAUGGUGGCUAUGUUCUACUGGACCCUAACAAACUUGAAGAGGAGGUUAAAAUGAAAGCGUUUGCCUAUUUAGUCUUCCCAAAUACAUGUGUUUCAGUUCUACCGGGAGGAUCGUUACAGGUGGAUAAGGAACCUAUGGAACAUGGAAUCAUUACAUCUGUAACCCAUGGUGCUAUGUCAGUGGAUGAUUAUCUCCAUUGCCUAGAAAGAGGGCGUGCUGCCAGUGCGAAGAUGUCUGAAUUCUUGAGGAAGAGCUUACAGCCACAAUUAUCUGGAGAUUCAUCUAAAGCCGGUUGAUACCAAACAGGUUGUGCUUUGAUAUGUUUGACCCAUGCUUGUUUUUGCUAACUGGGAGUUACUGAGCUUCAUACUUGUGAGCCAUGUACGUUAGGCUUUGCAGUAGCAGACAAAACAUCUUCCUUGAAAGUGUUAGUGUAAUGAUAUAGUCCUCAUUGGUUAGGUAUUUAAUGGAAUCUGAUUUUUUUUUUUUGGAGGUUCUAACAUGUGUAACUGUGACCAAAUA